Messenger RNA from Triticum aestivum (bread wheat), 1686 nucleotides. RefSeq lists its product as uncharacterized. Bases 20 to 1459 code for a protein of 479 amino acids. The transcript has 2 exons. NCBI's taxonomy places the organism in Eukaryota, Viridiplantae, Streptophyta, Magnoliopsida, Poales, Poaceae. The record is from RefSeq and is a predicted model, not a curated record.
UCCUCUCCACGCUUCCGCCAUGAGAUUCCGACGUCCGCUCCGCCGCACUCGCUCCUUCGGGGACGCCGACGCGCCCUUCAUCCUCCCUCCCGUCGCCCCCGGCCCCCAGCUGGCUGCACCGGCCGCCGACGCCAACCCUGCGCCGCCUCCUCGUGUCGCGCCGGUGCCCGCCUCCCCUAACGCCCGGCUUCUCCGCUGCCCUGGUGCCAUCCCGGCGGUGCCUCCCCUCCGCGCCGUGCGCCCCCACGCCGACGCCCUCGCCAUUGCUCCUCCUCCCAUCCAGGUGCCCACGAUCCCCGCUCCUUCGAUGCAUCAUAUUAACAUCGGGUCUCUCAUCCCCUUCAAGGUGAGUCUGGACGACAACAACUACUCGAAGUGGCGCCAUCUCUUCUGGUUCGUCCUCUGCAAGUACCACGUCGAGGAGCAUGUGCUCGAGGAGGCCGACCCGCUCCAUGAGGAUCCGGUUUGGCGCAACGACGACAUCACGAUCGUUCUUUGGAUAUACGCCACUAUAUCCGCUGAACUCUACGACGUGAUCCAGUCGCCGGAGAGCACGGCGUACCACCUCUGGACCCAGCUGGAGGUCUUCUUCCGCGACAACGCCGCCGGCCGCGCCAUCCACAUCGGCGCCGAGUUCCGUGCGACGGUGCAAGGGGACAUGACGGUGGCCCAGUACUGCCGCCGUCUCCAACAGCUGGCCAACGCCAUGGCCGACGUGGGCGAGCCGGUCACAGACCGCUCCCUCACGCUGCAGCUCGUCCGCGGCCUGAGCCGGCGGUUCCACGUCAUGGCUACGCUCCUUCCCAUGCAGCAGCCCUUCCCCACGUUCGUGCAGGCUCAUUCGCGCCUGCUCCUCGAGGAGAUCGGCCUCAGCGAGCGGGAGCGCGCCGUCGGGGCAUCCGCCCUCACCAUCGACCACGCUGGCGGCUCCUCCGGCGGCUCGUCCUCUGCCGGUGGCUCGUCGUCCGCGGAUCGCCAGCCUCCCCCGUCGCCGCAGGACAAGGACAAGGGGCCCACCACUGGGAGCCCCUCCGGCGACCGUCAGCGCGGCGGGCGCAGCCGUGGUUGCGGCUGUGGCCGCAGCUCCCCAGGCGCCUCGUCGAGCUCCAGCACCGGGCGCGGCGCCGGCGGGCAGCAGCCCUGGCUGGGCUAUUUCGCCCCGUGGGGCUCGCCGGCUCCGAUGCCACAGCAGUGGCGUGCGCCGUGGGCUCCGGCCAACGCGGCCGGCGUGCUCGGGCCACGUCCCGUUGCUCACCACCAGGCCUACCCCGUGGCUGCCGGUCCGCCUCCCUCUGCACCAACCUGGGAUCAGCAGCAAGCCCUGUCGACGCACUUCGCCAACCUCCAGUUGCAGCCGCCGCCUUCCAACGGUGAGUGGUUCAUGGAUACAGGCGCCAGCUCCCACGUUGCCAACUCCUCCGGACAUGGCAACGGGGAAGGUUAUCAUGAGGUCCAGUAGCUCCGGCGACCUAUAUCCGUUCCUUCCACAUAAUGGCGGCUCCACGGCUCUCUCUGUUUCGAGCUCCGGCGACAUAUGGCACCUGCGGCUAGGCCAUCCCAGUCGUGCUUCCCUUUCCUUUUUAGCAAACAACUUUUUAGAUUCAUGUAAUAAGGUGCAAGGUUCUUCGGUGUGUGAAUCUUGUCACAUAGGCAAACAACCACGAUUACCAUUUUCUUCUUCUACUU